Cladocopium goreaui is the source of this 4392-nucleotide messenger RNA. NCBI's taxonomy places the organism in Eukaryota, Dinophyceae, Suessiales, Symbiodiniaceae. The record is from the annotation of a GenBank genome assembly.
AUGCAACUGACUGAGAGCGUGGCGUAUCGGUAUUUGAGUUUCUUGAGGGAAACAAGUGCGGCACCGACCUUAGCUGAUGCAACAGUCAAAGCAAUUUGGUUCAUGCACUCCACAGCCAACAUUGUUGACUUUCAUCCAAAAGUUUUCACAUCGCGCAUUACUGGCGUGUGCAGGGACAUGUAUUUGAGGAAGAGGAUCUUGAGGCAAGCACCUCCCUUUCCUGCUGACGUUGUCCGAGCCCUGGAAGAGUACGCACUGCAUGCUGAGAGUAAGGUAGAAUCGAUGUUUACAAAUUUCAUCCUCUUUUGCAUCUUCUCAAGUUGUCGCAUUGGAGAUGCUGCCAAAAUCAGGGACGUAGAAUUUUCCAGAUGCCACGACAUUUUCUUGGUGGAAGCUGCGACCUCAGAGGCAAAGAAUACAAACACCAUGGAGAGACGACGGAUGCUGCUGCCUUUUACAGCCAUUGGUUGGGGCCUUCAUCCGAAUCCUUGGUGCAUCAAAUGGGAAAUGCAGUUGAAAGCAAUGCAACCAGAUACAAUCAUGCCUGCUUUCUCUGAAGUGUCAGGGCAGUUCAUGAAACGACGCAUCACAACAGCGGAAGCCAACUUGUGGCUGCGAGAGGUGCUGGUGCGCUCAGGCCUUACCCCAGUACAAGCCGCCAAGUACAGCACCCACAGCUGCAAGGCAACUAUCCCUACUUGGGCUGGAAAAUUUGGGGGCUUCUCCAUGGACGAGCGUCGCAUGUUAACGCACCACAUGGAUGCCAAUGCUUUGAUGCCACUGUCAUACUCCCGAGACAAUCUGACGGCUUUGCAUUCCAGAGUUUUCAGGAUGUUGACAGCCAUCAGAAAUUUUGAAUUUAAUCCAGAUGAUUCCAAUGCUGCCCGCAUUUUCCAGGAGAACCGUGACCUUCUGGAGGAGCCUGAAGGGCGCCCACAGCCUCCCGGCGAUUGGGCAGCCUCUGAAUCAGAUGUGUCUGAAGAGGAGAGUUUUGUGGAAAGCUGCAAUUUUGUUGGGACCCAGUCGGCGCCAGCCGACACAGUGACUGGACCGAAACUUGUGCACAGAGACUCCUUGGUGGUUCAUGUCAAGCGUGACAACCACACCCUGUGGUGUGGCCGUAAGCUGUCGCAGAACUACCGGCAGUGGCAAGAGGGCGAUCCAGACAUGGCCCAACUGCUGGUUUGCCAACAAUGUGAUAAGGCACGGGCACGUGCCAUUGGUGUGCCCGAAGGAUUUCUGGUUGAGCUUCAAGGCUGCAAUUUGGAUACCUUUGGACAAUGGGCGUUUUGCUGCCAAUGCGACCAGAACAGUGUGGAUGACUCUCCCAUACAGACCGCUGUAGAAGCCUUACUGGGGCGUGCUGUUACCCCCCAGGAAAUGGUUUUGUGCAGAAGGCUAUACUUUGAAGGCCGAACCUAUGCAGCUUCAGACAUGCAGGCAAGGAUUGAUCGUUCAGCAGAUGAUAAACCCAGAGCCAUGCCACUUGCAGAACGCAUGGCCAGAAUCGAGCGCCAGAAAGGUGAUUUGAUAGGUGUCACAUGGACGGCCGAGCUGGAGCCAUCCCACAAGUUAGUUGACAAGAUUGUGGCGAUGCAGGAUGAGGGCGCUUUGUUAUUCAUACCACCACAUGCUUGCGUCAGUAGAGUGCAAGAGAUCCAUCAAGAGAAGCACGAGGUCGCCCUUACUUUCGACUCAGCUGGCAAUAUCCGCAUGGGCAAGAAAGCAGAGGAGCUCAAGUGCGACACCAACGGCGAUCUCAACCUGCGGAACGCCUGGACAAGAAGGAACCUGGCGUAUGAUCAGGCUGGACUUGCGAGCUUUGUGGUUUUGGAGAAAUGGACAACAAAGUUGAUGCUGGCCAAACUUAAGGAGCCACCACCUGGAUACCGAUACAUCACCACACAGCAAAUCUGUGAAUGCGACAAAGAGAUGUGGCUGCUACUCUCUCAGCUCUCGAGGGGGAAGCUGCAGCCAAUGGCACCUGAUAUAAGACCACUGGAUACUCUCAUCGAGCAAAUCACAACCUCUCCUGAGGUCCUAUGCUUUUUGGCGCCGCUGCCAAGUGCGAAACGUGAAGCCAGUGAUCAUGCCGAUACCCCAGGGCCCAAAAAGCCCAAGCCUAGCCCUGGGGGACCAUCGGCAACAACGAAGCCGACACCACAGGCCGCUGACCAGUCUGCCGGUGCCACCAACUGGUCAGGAGUGUUUUCCCUGGCCACGGAAAAAGCGGGAUGCCAAGUCUUUGCAGUUGACCAUCAGGCCAACCGUUUCACGCCAAAGGGUUGGGUUUCCGAUACAGCAGCAAAAGCAGAGUACCCUGCCAAUAUUGCUGGCCCUAGUCAGCAUGCGCACGCACAGCAAUACCGUGCGCUACAGCAGCACUUUGAGGCUUCCCAUUGGCUACCAGCGGAUGCCAAACCAGUUGCAAAUGGAGAGCCACUGCCACCUAAAACAGCGGGGGAAGAAGUUGAGGUGGCUGCCGCCGUGCGGUCUAGUAGAGGUCACCUACAUGGACGUGGUCUCAAAGUAGGAGUUGGGACGGAACCGGAAUUUCGCGUUACAAAGGAGCUAUAUCUUCAUCAUCCAAUGGAUACAACAAUAGCGCAGCUCGACCCUCUGGACAAAGCCCUUUUGGCCGCGCUCACCAAAGAACCGGCAGUGCGCGUCAGAGAUUGUUUGGAAAUGCUGAGGCUCUACAAAGCCCUUUUGGCCAUGCUCACCAAAGAACCAGCAGUGCUAGUCGGAGAUUGUUUGGAAAUGCCGAGGCUCUACAAAGCCCUGUUGACCAUGCUCACCAAAGAACCGGAAGUGCUUGCCAGAGAUCGUUUGGAAAUGCUGAAGCUCUACGGUGAUAGAGCAGCUGACCUGCUUGCUGCGGAGACGGAGUUGCAUAACAAGCUUCUUGCGCAUGGCCAAGGAGCUGUUCAAGGCAAACGCCUAAUGCUUUUUGGAGAAUGUUUGAAGGCCCACUCUUUUCCAGGCAUGAGAGUUGUGCAUGUUUUUACGGAAGAUAAUUACCAUGAGAGUGGACACGUAGAUAGGCUUGUUGAGCUGUCGCAAGAAGAAGUGGUAGAGCUCCUUCUCAAGGAGCCAUUUUUCUUAGAAGAGGAAGUAUCAACAGAGCUGGGCAUGACAUUUUGGACGCUGACUAGCAGCUUCCUGCUCGUGCGGGGGGAUGACGGAAAGGAGCGCACCAUUGAUGGCUACAGACGGCGCCCUGAUGACACGGCCCUUCAUUCCAGGUUGCACCUGGGGCUGCACUAUGUAAAGGUGGCGCCUGCUUUGGAAACUCGCCUAAUAUGCCUGUUGCGGGUAGGGCCACAUGUUCCAAUUCAACUUCGCGACGGCACUGGUUUGCGAGGUGGGCUUUCCCGAACGGCUAGGUCUGACAAGGCCUUUCUAUGGGGGUGCUUUGACUUGCCAAAAGCCUACAAGCAACUGGCGACGAGUGUGCGAGCCUUAGGUGUCCACAGCUUUGACGAGAUAACCAGGGCCCUACAGGUUUUACUUUGGGAAGACUUGGGGACACAAACCACAGAUUUUUAUGAUGGCUACCCAACCUUUUAUUUUACUGUUGCUGCAAUGAACACCACCCAAGUGGUAUCGGGCUUUUCCAAUGCUUGGUCGGAGACGUGCAGUGAAUGCAAGGGCUCCGAAACUUUGAAUCGGGGUUUGCAAUGGGCAAAGCUUUACAGCCAGAAGCGCGGGGGUACCCGUCCUUGGCAAUGGGAGCAGCCUUUCCCCUUGCAACCUCGGCGAACCUGUGCGAACACUCCUGAUGGCCCUCAAGAAGUUCAAAUGCAGAACCUGCAGCUUUGGAUCAAGCAGAUGAUGAGAGCGUUUCUGGAGAUCCAAUUCCAGAAAGUGCAGUGUUUGAGACGCCUUGGAACUUGUGAGACUGAAGAGCGCAAGGCACUCUACCAGCAGAGGCUUGUGGUGCUUCGACAGGUGAUGCAAUCUUGUCGAAGUGGCGACCCUGAGACACGUUUUGCUGCAAGUCAGAUGACAAGGUCAAUGCAAGAUUUGUCUGAUGACGAGGAGUCGCCAUUGCAUCAGAUGAGCUACAUCCAAGUGGUGAAUGAGAUGGAUGCAGCAGAACAGGCCUUUCACAUUGGUUCUGCCAUAGCAGAUACUGUCAGCGCAGGUUCCAGCAAUGAUCAUGUGGGUGAAAGCAGACAUGUUGAUGCCGUUGCAGCCAACCUGAUGCGCAUGCUUGAUGAAGAUGAUGAAAAUCAAGAAGAGGAAAGCGAUUCCGAUGAUUGGAUGGAAACAGAAAGCCAACGUCGCCAACGCUACCUCAACAGUGAGUUGUGCGAGUGUAGUGACCCAGAUGAAUGGAUGGCAUAUCACCACGGUUCAGACCCCGUUUCAGACUCUGAUGGAUCGUGA